Molecule: messenger RNA, 1507 nt
Organism: Mycotypha africana
Lineage: Eukaryota; Fungi; Mucoromycota; Mucoromycetes; Mucorales; Mycotyphaceae
Product: kinase-like domain-containing protein
Exons: 5
Coding region: 310-1467 (385 amino acids)
Biological process (GO): signal transduction; protein phosphorylation
Cellular component (GO): cytoplasm
Molecular function (GO): ATP binding; protein serine/threonine kinase activity
Source: RefSeq, a predicted model, not a curated record
ACAACUCGAAAAAAAAAAAGUAUCCAGCACGACCGUUGUUAACUUUUAUUCAGCCCAUUUUUCUUUUAUUUUCCAUCUUAUAGCUUGCAUUCGCCCUUCAGCAAGCGAUCAGUGAAAUCAGCCUACCUUAAAAAGUGUCAGAAGCUGUUGGAUAACAUUCCCCCCAAAAUAGAUACCCAUACAUUCGUUGCAACCCAAAUAUAAGUUUUUCUUAUCCAUGGAAUCCGGAAAAACAGCACACUCAAGAGGAGUCAAUGUUGCAGCUGUUCCUGGUAAUACAAACCAGAUGUAUAUAACUGAGCCUUCGUAAUGCAGUUGUUUAUUAAUUAUAAUUUAAAAGACUCGCCACUACCUUCAAAUCACAUAUCACAGUGUAUUACAGUAGUUGCAAAAGACGGUAGAACUGGGAAAGAUGUACGGUUAGAUUAUAUAUUUGAAAAAGUCAUUGGCAAUGGAUCAUUCGGUGUCGUUUGUCAAGUAAAAUUAUUACACAACGGUGAGAAAGCAGCUGUCAAAAGAGUUUUGCAAGAUAAACGCUUUAAAAACAGAGAAUUGGAAAUGCUUCGAUUGAUGAACCAUCCAAAUAUCUGCGGUCUGCGAGCAUACUUUUAUAACCAAGGGAACAAGAGGGAUGAAAUUUUCUUAAAUCUGGUUUUAGAAUACGUACCCGAAACUGUUUAUAGAGUAGCUCGGCAUUAUGCAAAGAUUCGGCAACCUAUACCCAUUUUGCAAGUAAAGCUUUACAUAUACCAGUUGUUCAGAGCAUUAGCAUAUUGUCAUAGCAUUGGUAUAUGUCAUCGAGAUAUAAAGCCUCAAAAUUUGUUACUUCAUCCAAUUUCUGGAGUGCUUAAAUUAUGUGAUUUUGGCAGCGCGAAAAUAUUGAAUUCUGGUGAUUCUAACGUAUCUUAUAUAUGCUCCCGUUAUUAUCGUGCGCCAGAGCUUAUAUUUGGUGCAGCCAACUAUACGACGAAAAUCGAUAUAUGGUCUGCUGGCUGCGUGAUGGGAGAACUUUUGCUGGGCCAACCACUAUUUCCGGGUGAAAGUGGAGUUGAUCAAUUGAUAGAAAUUAUAAAGGUCUUAGGAACUCCCACAAGAGAUCAGAUAUUAACAAUGAACCCAAAUUAUGAAAACCACAAUUUCCCGUUAGUCAAGCCUCAUCCAUUGACUAAGAUUUUCAGGAUAAGGACGCCGCCCGAAGCUAUUGAUCUAAUGUCAAGAAUAUUACAAUACGAUUCUAUACUGAGGCCAACAGCCAGCGAAGCUUUGAUACAUCCUUUCUUCGACGAAUUACGGAAUCCUGAUACGAAGAUGCCUACUGGAAGAGAGUUGCCGCCAUUAUUUGAUUUUUCCAUCGAGGAAUUAUCUAUUCAACCCUCUUUCAUCCAUAAACUUGUGCCACCUCAUUGCCAUGCAGAACUUGCCUCUAGAGGAAUUUAUAUCAAUAACAUUAAUACCAACGGCCGCUGAUAAUUCUCAAAGGAAUAAAAAACUGUAAUCAACUUUUGGC